Messenger RNA from Symbiodinium natans, 2241 nucleotides. Lineage: Eukaryota; Dinophyceae; Suessiales; Symbiodiniaceae. The record is from the annotation of a GenBank genome assembly.
AUGUCUACAGCAUCUCGGCCCAAUUGUUACAGCAUGGCCGCUGUUGUAUGCAGUGUGAGUUCACCCUCCCCAUGUUCUGAUGACUCUGAUGAGAGCUCCGAGGGUUCAAGCUCACUCAGUCCAUCCCCUUCUUGUCCGAAGCGCUGGCAUCGCUGGCUGCCUGGAACAUACUUCGCGGUUGCCGUCGUCAACGCCGCAGCCACGGCUUUGUUCUUUCCUGUGGAAGACCAGACCCACUACUUCGGGUCGUACUACGAGCAUCCUGAGCACCUGCCUCUCAACAGGCUUUUCUUUUCUGGGCUCAUGCUGGCAAGUCUGGGGUCUGGUUGGGCAGCAGCCUUCCUGAGCAAACGGGCUGGAGCUUCAGCUCACGUCAGGUCGGCGGCGGGCUACGCCAUGAUCAAUUGGUUUCAGUCCUUGUUGGCUUCAAUGAGCCUAUGCCCCAGUGGCUUCAGGUAUGGCUUCAUACCAGCCUAUGACCUCCAGCCGGCAUGGCACAUCGCCUUUGCGGUGUGUCGGGCUCUGCUGCUCAUGGUUGGCUUGUUCUGGAUGCAGUUGCUCGUCUUCUGGCGGAUCGAUCUCUUGGAGCAGUCUUCCAACCAAAAAUAUUGCGGCAAGUGCAUUCGCAGGCUACUCCAGAUGCAAACCUUCAGCGCCGCAGCAACCGCGGCUUCUCUUUUCAGCGUGGGAAUGGCGCUGUGCGAUGUCUACUACAAUGAUGAUGUGUUCAUGGUGUCGAUAUAUUCUGCAGUGUUGCUGGGGGUGUUGACUUUGCUGUGCAACGUGGCAACAGGAGUUGCAGCGAUCUGGUCCCUCUCCAAGUCCUUCCUGCAGUUGCGAAAAGUUCUGCGCCUAACAGAUCUCCAAGACACGCCGGUUGGAACGUCCUUGAGACAGGCGGGAAGGUUUGCCUUCCUACAACUCAUGGGUGUUUCCUUCAGCCUCUUGUUUUCCUUCCUCGUCGUCCCGCUCACACUACUUGGCAACUCAGUAGACCUCGUCGUUCCGCUCGGCAAGGCUGAGAUUGGGUUAAGUCUUGACACCCGAUGGAUAUGGCUCCUCUUCUUUGCUCAAGCGGGUGACUUCCUGGGCAAUGCAUUUGCUGCACUGCUUCUGUCCGGCAGCCAUCGGCUGCCUAAGAUGGACCAUGUAAGCCAACCGAGCCGAACCAGUGCACAGAUGUCUUGCAGAAUAUGCUCUAAGAAGCCCAAAGCAGUGCCAGCUGACACCUGGAGCCCCGCCUGGAGGGCAAAGGUUGAAGAGCUAUCCAUGCGAGGAAUGACCCUGCGCAGCCUGCUGUGCUUCUAUCAGGAGGACCUCCCGUCCCUAGGCUGGAGAUAUUCGCCCAAGGAACACAAAACGAGGGAUGUGGUCAGAGGGUCGAUCAUACCUCUCACCGGAAGAGAAGAAUCUUCAUAUGCACUCUCAACUUUCAACAGGGACGGUGCUCAAAGAGCCGCAGUCAUGGUGACCCACAACUGGGGAAACUGCUUUAACGACUUGCUGGCUGCAGUUAUCGCGGAUGCUCUUCACGAAUGCAGUUUCAGCUUGGUGGCCAAGCUAUUGGAUGAAGACUGUGCCUUCCUUCAUGAGAUCCUGACGCAAAGCGGCCGACUGGAUGACACUUAUUGGAUUUGUGCGUUUGCGGUGAACCAGCAUCUCACCAUUUGCCACAGCAACCCGUAUGACCAGGAUCCAUUGACGGAUCAGCUGCACCCGGUGUGCGCCUGCAAUAGCCUAAACAUCUUUGAUCCAGAUGGCCGAAGUACCAGCUCAGAGAUCAACAAGUUCGAUGACAUGAUGUACCACCUUGCUUCAACAGGAGGCUGCAGGCAAGUGAUCGCGAUAGACCAAUCGCUGGAUUUGUUUAAUCGUGCUUGGUGCGUCGCCGAAAUAGCAGAAGCCAAGCGUCUGGAAAUGAAGCAGUCAUUAAAACUUGCGUCCAAAGCGAGUAUCAUGCAGCGUGCGCAAACGUUGGAGAACUUGGAUGUUCGAAGAAUGCGUGCGGCCUCCGAAACCGACAAAGAAAUCAUACUCAACAAGAUCAAGAAGAGCGUGAGCAUCGACAAGUUCAACCAUGAGCUGCAGGCGCUGAUCUUUGACCCAAAGUCUGGCCUUCUUGCAUCCUGGAACGCCAUGGAUAGUUUGCAGCGGAUUGGGGAAGUGGGGCGGCUGGUCCGCUGGGGGCUUGCUGAUGCAGGCUCUGGGAAGGUGUGGAAAGCAUGGGACGUUUGCGAGUGA